UCCCAUCAAUCACCUACUGGUUGCAAUGUGUUUGUCAUAUUCUUAGCCUUCAAACAAUGACUAAUGAUAAAUUUUAUGGUGCCUCGCCAGAAACUGUUUUCCGGCAAACCACAUUGUCGGAAUCAGGUGCAAUGGAAGAUUUUAAUCUCAAUGCGAAACAGCAAAAGUGCUCUCGUCUUAAUGGUAGUCAGCAAUUGAAGCUACUGUGCAGGACAUUAAUGCAUGACAUCUCUAGCACUAACGCCAAUGUUGCCGUAACCAACUACAAAUGCUACAAAAAGAAACGAAAUCAGAAUAUUGGAGUAACGAAUGAUGAUGAUGAAGAAACCAGAAAUGGAGAAGAAUACAGAGAGAAAAAGGAGGUUGUAAUGUCUCAGUUAUUCACCAUGAGUACGACAACUUCUCAUCAUCAUCAGCAACAUUCAGAAAACAGUGUCGUUUUGACCAAAACAUCCAGUAAUGUCGAUGAUGUGAGCAAGGAAACAAAGGAUUUACGAUCCAUUACAAGAUAUUCACAUGGAUCUAUCUCUUUGAUCAGUGGAAGAAGAGAAAUGGAGGAUGCUCUGUUAGUGAAGCUGGAUUUAUUGACGAAUUAUGAUUUUUUCGGUGUUUAUGAUGGACAUGGAGGGUCAUGUGUAGCUCAUGCCUGUCGUGACUCUUUGCACAAGUUACUGACAGAAGUAAUUCUUGAAGAAGAUAGGAAAUUAGAAGAAAUAAAUUGGGUGAAAGUGAUGACGACGAGUUUUUAUAAGAUGGAUGAAGAGGUGAACAUGAUUAAUGGGGCGGAAGUGGCGACAAUUGGAUCAACAACAAUCGUGGCAGUUGUGGGGAAGGAAGAGGUAAUAGUUGCCAAUUGUGGGGAUUCUAGAGUUGUGCUUUCACGAAAUGGAGUUGCAUUAGCCUUGUCUAAUGAUCAUAAGCCGGACAGACCUGAUGAACUGGAGAAAAUUGAGAAGUCAGGCGGGAAGGUCAUCAAUUGGAAUGGACAUCGAGUGUUAGGAGUACUGGCUACUUCAAGAUCCAUAGGGGAUAACUACCUAAAACCGUAUGUAAUACCAGAGCCAGAAGUCACAGUGAGCAAAAAAAGUGAUGGAGAUGAGUUCUUAAUACUUGCCAGUGAUGGUCUGUGGGAUGUUAUUCCCAAUGACGUUGCUUGUGAUUUUACAAAAAGAUGCUUAAAUGGUUAGAUUAGAAGGUGCAAAAAUGGAAGUGAGCAUUCUCAAAAUAAGGUCAUGAAAGAAAAUGUUGCAGCAAAGGCAACAUCCUUACUUGAAAAAUUAGCGAUUUCACGGGGCAGUACAGAUAACAUAAGCAUAAUUAUAGUUGAGUUGAAGAAAUCUUUAGGCACCAGAGAUGGAAAUAGUAUUUAUAGUUCACUACUUUGACAGUUCAUUUUUUUUUUCUCUUUAUAAGUUUCUUGCUUUGUGUCCAUUAUGGAUUGUUUGUACUUUGUAUAAUAUUGUACCUGGACUUGAAGUCCUAAAGUCUAUCAAUUUCAUGUCGUACUUACCCUUGAA
Messenger RNA from Solanum verrucosum, 1517 nucleotides. Its product is annotated as protein phosphatase 2C 51-like. Gene Ontology annotation, biological process: protein dephosphorylation. Gene Ontology annotation, molecular function: protein serine/threonine phosphatase activity; cation binding. The coding region runs from base 57 to 1187 and encodes 376 amino acids. The transcript has 3 exons. The record is from RefSeq and is a predicted model, not a curated record. Gene Ontology annotation, cellular component: nucleus; cytosol. NCBI's taxonomy places the organism in Eukaryota, Viridiplantae, Streptophyta, Magnoliopsida, Solanales, Solanaceae.